This is a messenger RNA of Penicillium chermesinum, 813 nucleotides long. RefSeq names its product WW domain-containing protein. Lineage: Eukaryota; Fungi; Ascomycota; Eurotiomycetes; Eurotiales; Aspergillaceae. The transcript has a single exon. The coding region runs from base 1 to 813 and encodes 270 amino acids. Gene Ontology annotation, molecular function: protein binding. The record is from RefSeq and is a predicted model, not a curated record.
AUGGAAAUGUCCGACUCAGAGGGUGCGCAUGCCCGAGCUGACUCGGGCGACAAAACCACGUCUGCCCCCGCAUCGCCAGGAAAGAUAGCAAAGCUCGAGACCUCGCCGCAAGCCGAUGAACAACACCAAGAUCCCCAACCUGGAAAUGAGAACGGAGGAGGAACACCGAACCACGAUGGCGAAACCGAACAAGUGGAAGAAACGGCGCCGCCCUUACCAGACGAAGCCCCUCCACCUCUCCCCGACGAAGCACCGCCGGAAAACCCCGAUGACGAUGGGUGGGAGCCGGUGUGGGAGCCAAAUACACAAGCAUACUAUUUCUACAACCGCUUCACUCAGGCCUCUCAAUGGGAAAACCCGCGCGUCCCCACAGCGACAGCUCCCGGGACGGUCAACGCGAACAUACACAACCACGAACCCGCUAAAAAGCCCGUGGCGGGUGGUUACAACCCCGCCAUCCACGGCGACUACGAUCCGACCGCUGAUUAUGCCCAGUCCUACGAAGACUACGAAGACCAAAACCGUCCUGCUGUCGACCCGGCUGCUGCUUAUGAGGCGGUCGGUACAUUUAACCGGUUCACUGGCCGCUGGCAGGCCUCGUCGAUCAACCCCGACAACCACAAUGACGAGAACAAGGCGCGGCGACAGAUGAAUGCUUUCUUUGAUGUCGAUGCGGCAGCAAACAGUCACGAUGGGCGCAGCCUCCGGGCUGAGCGCAGCAACAAGAGACUGAGCAAGAAAGAGCUGAAAGCUUUCAAAGAGAAGCGUCGGGAGAAGAAAGAGGAGAAGCGCCGCGCUUGGCUUUUGGAUUGA